AUGGUCGGAAGGACGUUGAGAAAGACAGGAUCCGCCAUUUCGGACUCCAUUCGACGCACUUUCUCCCGAAAAACAUGGGAGCACAAGGAGCAGCUCCAUUCCCUCAGAGAAUCGGUCGGUUCUCGAAAAUUCUCAAUUCGAGAAGUAAUUGUAACAUUUUCUACUUCAAAUGAAAGAGGAUAUUUAUUUGCCACUUCUUUUUUUAAAAUUUCGAACGAAGUUAAUGCCCUCCUAUCCAAAUUUAUUGAUAUAUUAGUUGAAAUUUUUUGAUAUAUUAGUUGAAAAGUAUGGAAAAAGUCUCACAAAAAUUUAGACCCUCCUCGUUCUUCACAUGGUUCGUGUCGAUUUAUUUUGAUUUUCUUUUUUUUUCGCCUACCAUUUUUUUGAGUGUUUUCUUUCUUUGCAUGUAGAUCACAAUUGAAAGUAACGAAUCAAGAGGUUUUGGCGUAUUUUGAGCUUAUAAAUAUGUGAGAUUUAUUUUUAAAGAAAAAAGUACGCCAAAUAGAAUUAUUUUCAACUAUGAUGAAACACUAGAAAAUAGGUGAAACACUAGAAAAUAGGAAAAAUAAAAAAAAGUGAAAAGAUUCUUGUCCCCUGAUUAUUUUCAUCUUGAUCAUGUUUUUAUGUUAAAUUUGGACUAUUUUCUUUACACUUCGCGAUUUUUUCUCUUCGUCGCCUUUUUGAACUUUGGCUUCAUUUAUCUUCAAUGUUGAUCAGGCGGAAUUGAAACGGGUUCUUUUCUCUUUGGAUUUUUCUGUCCUCUAUUGUAAUUUUCUUGAACGAGGAUGGCGAAAUCUCAAUGUCAAAGUUAUUGCUUUUUGUUCUACCGUAAAUUGGAAAACAAUAUAAUUUUUUUACACCUAAAAACAAUACGUUAAUGAGGAAAAACCUCACUUUUUCUGUAAAUUGUAAGAAGAAUUUGAAGAAAAUCAGUGGAUUAAGCUCAAAAGCCACUAUUUUGACCGAUUUUAGCUAAGCAAGGAAAGCUUGAAAUUUAAAAAUGAUUAAGAAAUUUUUUGUUUCUCAUUUAGAUAAUUUUCACCUACGGUCUUUCAAUAUUUCUCACACUCUAUGCGUUUUUGUUACUUUCCCUAUUUUUUUCCCUAUCAAGAUCUCCCCAUAUAUUUCUGGCUUAAUGAAUUUAAAAAAAUCGCUAAAAAGGUAUCUAUUAAUGAGAAAAAAAACCAACGUGUCUGUAUACGUUUUUCUAUUUUUCAUUGAUAAAGUUGUAUCUUUCAACUAGAAAAUGCUUGAACUAUGUCGCGGAUAUUAGUGAGUUUUGGUGCUCCUUAUCAGAAAAUCUUUGCCGGGGUUGAAGAAGCAUACAAAAAUGUCCUGAAGGUUCCGAGAACUUUUUUUCAGUUUCUUUGAAAGAUAUUCCAGACUUUUGCCUUUUUGAAAAGAGCAACGAGAUCCUUAACUACGGAAUUGAAUUAUUUAUUUAUUUUUUUGCAGGACAGAUUCUUCUUGGCCAAAGUGCGAUGGCAGAUCGCGUGGAUGGCACACAUCGGAUUCGCGAUCGCCUUUGGAAUUCGCUCGAAUUUCGGCGUCGCUAAAAAUCGCAUGAUCAACAAUUUCACAGACUCUUAUGGACAAAUACAUGUGAGCCCUUUGAGGAAAAGAAAUGAAAGGAAAUUGCAUGAAUUCAGGAACAAGAAUUCUUCUGGACGCCCACAGAACUCGGAAUGAUGGAAAGUUCCUUUUUCUACGGAUACGCGGCCUCGCAAAUUCCCGCCGGCCUACUCGCCGCCAAGUUCGCUCCAAAUAAGUCAGUAUCUAUGUCGAUUCAUUAAAAAAUUUUUGACAAAAGCAAGAAAAAAAUUGAAAAAGAGUUAGAAAGUUCGACCAAAGGUUUUACAAAACAGUGCAGAGAUUGGAAAUCAAAAUUUCAAAUCAUAUUUUUCCAUAGCAAAAAUAGUGUCGUUAUGUGUGAUAGCUGUUUCAGACUGUUGUGUAUCGGCGUCUUCGUGGCGAGUCUGCUGAAUAUUCUGAUCGCUUUUCUGCUGCAGUAUCAUCCAGUGACGGACAUCGCCGUCAUGUCUCUGCAAGUCGUCCAGGGACUCGCUUUGGUUCGUUUCAUUUUCUCUCACGAUUAAAAAAAAACUUUUUGCCUCUCAAAGUAUAACAGAGAAGUUCAGAUUUCUGAAAAUUUUUGUAUUUUUUUUUAAAUAUUUCUGCAUUUUAACUCUGCUUUUUGAAAAUGUUUAUCAACAUUUUUUUCGAAACAUUACUAAAAUGAGAAAAUUGUUGUGUUUCAGGGAGUCACAUAUCCGGCGAUGCACGGCGUCUGGAGACAUUGGGCGCCUCCACUUGAACGGUUACUCUUUGCUCAAAAAGAUUAUAUCAACUGCUUUUCUCAGAUCAAAGUUGGCCACAACCACUUUCACUGGCUCCUACGUCGGGGUUAUGGUCGGACUUCCGGCAUCGGCUUAUCUCGUCUCGCAUUUCCAUUGGAGUGCUCCUUUCUUCGUUUUCGGUGGGUUUCUGACAAAUAGAAAGUUUCUUCGAGUAAGGAAUAUAGUCGAUCCCCCGAGUUGAAAGGCGUGAUGGGUAGAUUGGCAUGGGUGACGCGUUGCGUACGCGACGCGGCUUUUAGCAUAAAGCUAGAAGAUAAACGCGAAUCGCCUUUUUUAUACCAUUUUCUCUUUUUAAUUUUUUUCUUCUAAUUUUUUUUCUAAUUUCUCUAAUUUUUUUCUGAUUUGGAAAAAAUUAGUUGAACGAGUAUGAACUAAUAAAAAGUUUUUUUGAAUCAAAAAUUAGAUCUAAGAAUCUUUCAGGGGUUGUCGGCGUGGUUUGGUCGGCCGUUUGGUGGUUCAUUUCAUCGAAAUCGCCCCUCUGCCACCGGUACAUUUCCAACGAAGAGCGGACCUACAUCAGCGAGAAAGUUGGAGCGGUGGCCGUACAGGACAUGAGCGUGAGUUCCCUCUUCUGAUAGAAUCAUCGAAAGACAAGAUUCCAGUUGACGACGGUCCCCUGGAAAAGUAUUCUGCUCUCGCCGGCCGUCUGGGCCAUCGUCAUCUGCAACUUCUGCCGUUCUUGGACCUUCUUCCUGCUUCUCGGCAAUCAACUCACCUACAUGAAGGAUGUCCUGCACAUCGACAUCACUAAUGUGAGGAUUUCAAUAAUAAUUUAUGAUCUUUUAAAACCUAGCAAGAAGUUCUUCUUGAACAAUUUUCUACUUGAAUUCUGCCCAAAACGAGAAAUAUUUCGUGCUCUAAUGCGAAACUUCUUCGAAUGCUCUAAUUUUUGACAAUUUGUAGAGCGGUCUGAUCUCGAUGCUGCCGCAGUUGUUGAUGACAAUCACGGUCCUGUCCUCCGGUCAGGCGGCUGACUACUUGCGCAGUUCUGGAAAGAUGGAGACGCGCAACGUCCGCAAACUGUUCAACACCGUCGGGUUCUCUGGCGAGGCCGUCUUCUUGUGCAUGUUGGCCUUUGUCCGCGAGCCGAUUUGGGCCAUCGUCUGUCUCAUCACGGGCUGCGCUCUUUCCGGCCUCAGCAUUGCAGGUUAUUUUUUGGAAAUGCUCAAGGCAAUCGAUUAAUGAUUGAAUUCGAAGCUUAUAGAAUUAGGGAGUAGGUAAACUUUAUUACGGAUCCUGAGAAACAAGAGGAGAGCCUCAGAAGAUCUAUCCGAGUACUUUUUGAUCAGGUUUAUCAGGAUCUUCUCAAAGACUUUCUUGUUUUUAAAUACGACCAGAAAAAACUUCGAGGCAAACUCUUACCGCAAUAUCUUUCAAGUUAAAAAUGUCUUGAAAAAAAUAAUUCGAAUUCUUUCAGAAAGAUUUAUAUUUCAAAAAAACUCUGAUUAAAAAAAUUUGUUAAUUUAAUUGUUUGAGAAUAAAUUAAAAAUAUUCAAAAAUUGAGAAAAUUUGCCAGAAAAAGAGCAACACAAUUACAGAAAAAAUUAUUUUUCACCACUAAGUAUCUGUAAUAUCUUUUCCUUUCUCACGCCAUUUUAUGGUUUUUUCAAUCUUCGAAACUUUUCAGGAUUCAACGUAAACCACUUCGAUAUCGCGCCACGCUACGCACCUAUUCUAAUGGGCUUCUCCAAUGGAUUUGGAGCUUUGGCUGGAAUGAGUGGAUUCGUCACGCAAAGCCUUACUCUCAAUGUAAUCUUUCCUUCUAGAAAAUCACAAUAGAAUGCUUUUUUACAGAAUCCGGACGGCUGGAAGUGGUGCUUCUUGCUGGCAAUGUCUGUAGAUUUGUUUGGAAUCGUCUUCUUUUUGAUUUUCGGCCGGGGCGAAGUUCAAGUCAGUUGAUUCAGCCUUGAAAGGUUCAUUUGGAAGUUUGUAGUCUUGGGCUCGCGAACCUGAACGAGAAGAAACAUUGGGCGAAUUCUGUCGACGGAUUUGUAUGUUUAUUAACUUAAGUUUGUUGUUUCUGGUAAUUACAUGAUUUCAAACAUAUGGAGAUUCUGAGCUUUGAGUUAUUUUGAAAUGAAACUCUCGUUUCAUAGAUUUUCGAUUAUUCUUGUGUUUUCAGCGAUGUCAGUAGCGAAUCGACUGUCCCGAAGGUCCAGUCGCAAUCCGAGUACUUAUGAAAAGUUCGCGACUUAUCUUUCUGAUUUUCCCUAUUCUCAUAUCUUCAGAAUGGAAGAGGAACGUCAAAACUCUUCGGAAAUGAAGGCGAGGUCUCCCUCCACAGAUUCUGGGGCGCCUUCGGAAGUUGUCGUGCCGAAUUUCGGCAAUUCCAUUAGUGGAAAGUUGACAGCAGUCGCCGAGGAAGACUCGACGUCAUCUGAUUCUUCUGAACCCCCCAGACGUCUAACGACCGAUCGUCCACAAGUCUAG
Molecule: messenger RNA, 4787 nt
Organism: Caenorhabditis auriculariae
Lineage: Eukaryota; Metazoa; Nematoda; Chromadorea; Rhabditida; Rhabditidae
Source: the annotation of a GenBank genome assembly